AUGAUCAAGAUCAUGAAGCUCUUUGCAGUAAUGAUGGUGGCCACUUUACUUCUUUUCUCAUCUGGUUUUACUCAAGCUAGGACCGCCAAGCUUUUUCAAAUCGAGUCUAAACCGAUCCAGUUCCCAACUGAGCCAAUUCCUUCUCCACUAAACCAGGAUGUGAAGGUAUCAGUGGAGCAGUUCCCAAUCUUACCACUCCCACCUUAUUGUCCCGGUACCCCCGGAUGCCCACCAAAACCUCAUAUGUUAUAA
Messenger RNA from Microthlaspi erraticum, 252 nucleotides. Lineage: Eukaryota; Viridiplantae; Streptophyta; Magnoliopsida; Brassicales; Brassicaceae. The record is from the annotation of a GenBank genome assembly.